Schistosoma turkestanicum is the source of this 3083-nucleotide messenger RNA. The record is from the annotation of a GenBank genome assembly. NCBI's taxonomy places the organism in Eukaryota, Metazoa, Platyhelminthes, Trematoda, Strigeidida, Schistosomatidae.
GGUUAACCUGUGUUUACUACCGGGAAUUUGAAAUGGUCGAAGAUGCCAAAUUUCUGAAAAGAAAAAUACGAGCUGGUUCGAUUGAUGUGCAUCCAACAGAAAAAGCGCUUGUUGUGCACUAUGAAACAGAGGCUACAAUUCUUGGAGAACUCGGUAAUCCAAUGGUUGGGGAUCGCAAGGAGAGUAAAAAAAUCAUUCGAGUCAGAAAUCUAAAUGAGAAUACGGAUAUUCCUGAGCUGGCCAAAAAGAUUAUUGCAAGCUGUAAAUUGAUAUCGGAAAACAAAUUUCCACAAGUUGAGCAUUUAUUAAAGUAUUUGCUGAAGCGGAAAGAAACAACGGUAGUUAAAAAUCAAAAACCACCAAUAAUAUCAGAAACACUUGCAGAUCCCGGUGCGUUUGAUUCCACUGAAAUAAAUGAAAUAGCUCAUUUAACUGACCUGGAUGACUAUUUGGAAUUACUCUAUGAAAGCAUACCAGAAAAACUGCGAGCGUCAGCUCUAAUUUUGCAACUUGCGAGAGAUCCUGAUAACCUAGAGGAGCUGUUUCAAAAUGAAACCCUUGUUGGUGCUUUGGCAAGAGUUCUUCGUGAAGAUUGGAAAAAAAGUACAGAUCUAGCAACUAAUAUAACCUACAUAUUCUUCUGUUUUUCUUCCUUUUCAAAUUUUCAUGGGGUAAUAUUACAUUUCAAAAUUGGUGCAUUAGUGAUGACAAUUAUUGAUCAUGAAUUAAAGAAAUAUGAUUUGUGGGUUGAAGAACAAGAUAGAAAACAAAAAUUAUCAAACAAUAAAUCUGAGACAAGUUUAACAACGGAUGGCAAAUGUUUGAUAGAUGAAGCACAAAAUAAUUAUGAGACAAGCCUUUCGAAGUAUAAAUCAUUAGUCAGGAAACAAGAACAAUUGUUUAGAGUUUCAUUUUAUUUACUGCUGAAUAUCAGUGAAGACCUUAGUGUUGAAAUUAAAAUGCACAAGGAAGGAAUAGUCAACAUGAUUUGUAGAUGCUUGAACAGAGAUAAUUUUGAACUGUUAAUAUUGCUUGUCUCAUUUUUGAAAAAGUUGAGUAUAUUCUCAGAGAACAAAGAUGAAAUGUUGAAAAAUGGUAUAAUUGACAAAUUAUGCGAAAUGUUAUGCAGACCAGAAGAGGAUCUCGUUAAUUUAUGUUUACGUUUGUUAUAUAACCUUAGUUUUGACACAUCGGCUAGACUACAAAUGGUGUCCAAAGGUGUUCUAAAUAAAGUUGCAAGUUUAUUAGAAAAUACUCAACAUCAGCCAGUGGCUUUGUACAUACUAUAUCAUCUAACCACAGAAGCCCAAUCAAGACCAGAGUUUGUCAAUACACAAUGUUUACCAUUUCUUAAGAAGUUAAUACUGGAAAGUCCUGAAGAGAAAUCUGAUAUAAUUCCAAUGGCUCUAGGUAUCAACUUAGUAUUAGAUAGUCAGUGUGCAAAUGCUAUGCUUGGUGAAGGUCGAUGUUUUAAGUUGAUGAGUAAACGUGCAAUAAAAUUCCACGACCAGUUAAUUAUGAAGUUACUACGUAAUGCAAUACAGAACAGUGAUUUAUUAAAACUGAAGAUGGUUGAUUUUCUGCCAGAAUUAAUAAAAGUCGUAACUGAAGAGAAACCUUUCGAAAUGACUACACCAAGAAAUCUUUAUCCUUCUGCAAAAUCAACUCGACGUAAUGAUGUGAAUGUAGAUAGUAAAAAGCAGUUGACCAAUGAAGCAAUCAACUCCACAACAAAUCAUUUAUUUGAGAACCGCUUAAAGCUUAAAAAUCACAAAAUUGAUGAUGUUAAUAAUGUUGGUUGGAAUAAUGGUGAUAAUAAUGAUGAUAGUGAAAAGGAUGCUGAUGAUGAUGAUGAUGUUGAAAAUGGAUUUAGAACAAAGGAAGAAGACUUCAAGUUUGAAUCUUUGGGUUGUCUGGCUAAUCUCAAUCUUAGAGAUAUUCAGUAUAGUAAAGUAAUCACUGAAUUCAACUUACUGAAAUGGAUCAAAAGCCAUUUAGAAAGUGUACAUGUUCAAAAAUCGAGUGAUUUUUUAAAUACAACUUCCGAAGUUAUCGGUGGUUUUGGACAAAGUUUUUCAUCACCUAUGUUACCCACUCAAUUAGAUGAUACAAUUUUAGAAAUUGUAAGAAUGCUCGGUGUUAUAUGCCAAGAUCCUAUUGCUGGUAAAAUGGUUAUUGAAGCUGGACUGGUACACAAUUUGAUCGGUUUAUUAAACGUUAAACAGGAAGAUGACGAAAUUGUUUUUCAAAUCGUCUAUACAUUUUUCCAGUUGACGUUUCACGAACAGACAAGAAAUUUAUUCGUAAAAACAACACAAGCUGUUGCUUAUCUUGUCGAUUUGAUGCAUGAUAAAAAUGCAGAUAUUCGAAAACUUUGCGAUAUUACUUUGGAUAUUGUUUGUGAAUAUGAAUCUGAUUGGCGGGUCAGGAUUCAAACAGAACGUUUUCGUUGGCAUAACAGCCAGUGGUUAGAAAUGAUUGAUACAGCAACUAACUGUAGUCUGCUUGAUAAUACAGAUACAACAACUGAGGCAGCAUUAGCAGCUGUCCUUGGCAUUGGUGACACUCGAUCUCAAUAUCAUGCUAAUUUGUUAACGGAUAAUGAGUUAAAUAAUAUUGUCAAUGAAGAUAAUAACGAUAAUCAUGGAUACUUUGGAAUGGGAUUAGGUAUUGAUGAUGCAACAGCCUUUCUGAUGUCAUUAUCAUCUAAUAAUGAAGGAAGUAAGCGAUCAACGGCAAGUGAGGACUUUUUACAGAUACCUUUUCAAAACAACAGCUAUAUGAAUCAUUUGAACAUAUUGUAUCCAGAUAUGUACGGUGAUCCAAACUUUUUAUCCAGUGAGAGAGUAAGUCCAGCAAUAACGGUCAGAAGUCAGUAUGACUCAGACUCUGAUACCACCCAAAAAGGAAGUGAUUUAUAAUUUACCAAUCAUCAUGUUCUGGUUUUGUAUCAUUUGUGACUAAUUUAUGUACACAUUAUAAUUUUCUUAUCAUGUAGCUGUGUAAUCAUACAUUUCGAGUGUAUCGUUGUAUCAGUCUAGUCAUGACUAAGUUAAAUACAAUAAAAAAUGAUCUACUCGCUA